Molecule: messenger RNA, 2355 nt
Organism: Parathielavia appendiculata
Lineage: Eukaryota; Fungi; Ascomycota; Sordariomycetes; Sordariales; Chaetomiaceae
Exons: 2
Coding region: 1-2355 (784 amino acids)
Biological process (GO): lipid metabolic process
Source: RefSeq, a predicted model, not a curated record
AUGCCGCCCGAUGAACAGCCCCCUGUGAAAGAGUAUGAUGCGGCACUCUUAGAUGGAGCCGAGGAAGACGACUUAGACGUUGACCAAGACGACGCUCAAUCUUUCCUGCAGCCAGCAAUCGGCCCUCUGGCGACCCUUCUCACAUCGCCGAGGAUUCCGGCCGCCGACAAAGCUGCCGCCUUUGAACGCCAGUACGCAGGUGGACCCAUGGGAACGCCUGGCAAAGAAGAGCCAAUUCGAUGGUCGCAGCCGGUGUCCAUCGUGGGAGGUGUUUCCAACGUCUUGGAGACUUCGACCGGAAGCCGGUCUUCUUCGGGACUUCCCACGCUGUGGCAGGCCGGGGCGAAGCAGUCCACCCUCAAUGAACCGGGCGGGUUCAGGUCAUCUAUGGCCGCAGCAUUCCAAACGCACUCGAGGCAACAUCGCGCACAUUCGGCAGGGGAGGGUGCCUUGAAAAGGCUGUCAAAGGCCCUACCGUCCAUCUCAAUACCCUCUGGGUUGAUCCCAAACAUCCCGACGCCGACUUUCUUCUCGUCGAGCUCCAGCUCACCGCAUAAAGAUGCGCGCACAUCGCAGUCCCGGACGGCUGCACUUCUACCAUCCGUUACCCCGGUUCGAGAUUACGUAUCUCCCCACGCAGCUCCCAUCUUGCCGGAUUUAGCUCGGCCGCGAACACUCCGCCAUACGACCUCCGAUGACUCCCUUCUCUACCACUCGCUCUCUCGUGUUUCUUCUCUGGGAGAUGAUGAACGCUUUGCCCACGUUCGUGAGCAGGUUAAUGUGCGAAUCAAGGCAAUCAUGGACAGCUUCGAUAGCCCGUCGUUCAGACUGCCUCAAAUGCCUAGUCUGCUGCACACGCCGCUGAAGAAAUCAGCGACGGAUCCUUUGCCUGGUGUGCACCAGUCAGGCGCCACGAGGAACGGCCAGCGCGUGAACCAAGACCCCCUGGACGCGGUGCUGGAGACGCUGACUGGGGAUGUCGUGAUCAUGGGCGGGUACAGGGGUUCUAUUCUCCGAUCGGCCAAGCCACCCCACAGGCGGUUGUGGGUUCCUGUCAAAGUUCAGCUGGGGGUCCGAAAGGUGAAUCUGGAAGUUGGACUCGAUCCUGAGGACGAGGAGAACAUGGAGAAGAGCAUUAUUGCCGACGGGAUGCUCCAGAAUAUUGGCCCGGUUGACAUAUCAAAGCGGCUUUUCAAGAAGUUGAAGGAGUGCGAGAAUGCCCAGACCGGCAAGCUGAGGGUCCACGACUAUGGCUACGACUGGAGACUCAGCCCGCACCGGUUAUCGCGCAGACUGGUAGAGUUCCUCGAAAAGCUGCCAUCAAACCAGCCCGACGUUCCCAAAGAACAGCGGGGCGCUCUGGUGAUUGCGCACAGCCUUGGAGGUCUCAUCACCAGGCACGCCGUGAACCAGCGGCCCGAGCUCUUCUCAGGGGUCCUGUACGUCGGCGUUCCACAGCGGUGCAUUAACAUCCUCGGGCCGCUGCGGAACGGCGAUGCUGUCCUUCUCAAUGAAAAGAUCCUGACGGCCCAGGUGAAUUUCUCGUUGCGCACCACUUUCGUGUUCCUCCCGGAGGACGGCUUCUGCUUUGUCGACAAAGUCACCAAGGAGGAAUACCGUGUCGACUUUUACAACGUGGAAGACUGGAUCAAAUACCGUUUAUGCCCCUGCGUUUCGGAGCCCGCCUUGCCAGCUCUGUCGCGAAGCAGCACCUUCGGCUCCCUCCUCAGCCUCUCCGACUCCCUCUCCAAUUUUCCCCUCCGCAGCAGAAGCAGCAGCCAAACCAAAAAGCACAACCACGCCGCGGAAGCAAACAACAACACCCUCGCCAAAGACCGUACCCUCGCGCCGCAACUGAACAGCUCCACCUCCUCCCCUUCCCCUCCCUCCCCCUCCUCAGACACAACAACAAUCGCCUCAACGUCCAAAACCCGCCCCACCUCUACGGCCCGCGCCCGCAACAUCGCCUACCUGACCCGCGUCCUGGCCGAGACAAGACGGUUCCGGUCCGAACUGGCGCACAGCUCAUCCCACCAGGCCGCCAACGCCUACCCACCGCUGGCCGUCAUCUACGCCAAGGACAUCCCUACGACUUGCGGUGCGGCGGUGGCCGGGCGCGAGGGAAUCGCGUGCGCGGAUGCGUACGACGAUCUGCUGUUUGCCAGUGGCGACGGGGUCGUCCUGGCAAGAGAGGCGAUGCUUCCCGAGGGGUAUGAGCUUGUUAGGGGGGGUAGGGUAUGUACGGACCGGGGGCAUAUCACGAUGUUGGGGGAUUUGGCGGCGGUUGGGAGGGCGUUGGGGGCGGUUGUGAGGGGGAGGGAGAAGGGGAUUGGUUUGGGACGAAAGAGCUCUUAA